Molecule: messenger RNA, 719 nt
Organism: Salvia splendens (bonfire salvia)
Lineage: Eukaryota; Viridiplantae; Streptophyta; Magnoliopsida; Lamiales; Lamiaceae
Exons: 1
Coding region: 31-561 (176 amino acids)
Source: RefSeq, a predicted model, not a curated record
CACCAAGAUAGUAUCGAAAAAGCAUACAACAUGAAAAAUGAUGAUUCCUUCAAGAAGCCCGGAUCCAUUCCCUUCAAAUGGGAGAUCCGACCCGGAGUCCCCAAGCCCCAAACACAGCCGGGUCGUCGCCUGCUUGAAUCCGGAUCCGAAAAGCAGCACCAGAGGAAGCAAAAGGUAGCAAGCAUUCAAGAAACACCAAGAAAGCUCAAACCGCCACCAGCCGGGUUAUGCUUCCAGCCCCCCAUGGAGCCCCAAACCCGAACCCGCUCCAUCCGAUCAUCACCACGCACACUAUCGGAUCGGAUCGGGUCGCCACGCACAUUGCUUCUUGCCCGACCCGACGUGGUUAUCACGGCCGGGUGCUUCCCAUCGCCCCGGAAACCGAAGAAUGUGAAGGGGGCUAGAUCCGUACCCGAAUCCGAUUACUAUUCGGAUCUUGAGGUCUCGUCGCGGUGGUCCUUUUCGAGUAGGAAAACAGUCCCAACGUCGUCUCCUUCCAUCCACGGGUCAUCGCCCCGACCCGUUUCCGAUGCUGAAUGGGCAGGAUUCGGGUUAUUUUAGAAUCCAAUGGAUCAUCGUUAAUAACAGAAGAAGCACUAUAUAUCGUUUGCUCAAUGUGUUUUAAAUAUCCAUGCAAUCACACAAUCAUAUACUACAUCCAAGUGUGUGAAAUGGAGAACAAAUAUUACUUAAUUCAUACCUUCUUGACAUUUAAUGCA